This is a messenger RNA of Physeter macrocephalus (sperm whale), 6474 nucleotides long. RefSeq names its product folliculin interacting protein 1 (gene FNIP1). Gene Ontology annotation, molecular function: ATPase inhibitor activity; protein-folding chaperone binding. The record is from RefSeq and is a predicted model, not a curated record. Lineage: Eukaryota; Metazoa; Chordata; Mammalia; Artiodactyla; Physeteridae. Bases 84 to 3581 code for a protein of 1165 amino acids. The transcript has 18 exons. Gene Ontology annotation, cellular component: cytoplasm.
GCCUAUGGGGGUGGCGGGGCAGCUCUAAGAGCGGGGGCCUGGCGAGUGCUCUGUGGAGCGACCCCGGCCUGGCCGUGGCCAUCAUGGCCCCUACGCUGUUCCAGAAGCUCUUCAGCAAGAGGAGCGGUCUGGGUGCGCCCGGUCGGGACGCGAGGGACCCGGAUUGCGCGUUCAGUUGGCCUUUGCCAGAGUUUGAUCCAAGCCAAAUUCGACUAAUUGUAUAUCAAGACUGUGAAAGACGAGGGAGAAAUGUCUUGUUUGACUCCAGUGUUAAGAGAAAAAAUGAGGACAUAUCAGUAUCGAAGCUUUGCAGUGAUGCUCAAGUUAAAGUCUUCGGGAAAUGUUGCCAACUGAAACCUGGAGGAGACAGUUCUUCCUCUUUAGAUAGUUCCAUGACUUCAUCUUCUGAUGUAAAAGACCAGUGUCCUAAGUACCAGGGUUCUCGAUGUUCUUCUGAUGCCAAUAUGCUUGGAGAGAUGAUGUUUGGCUCAGUAGCAAUGAGCUACAAAGGCUCCACCUUAAAGAUUCAUCAGAUCCGUUCCCCUCCACAGCUUAUGCUCAGCAAAGUUUUUACUGCACGGACUGGCAGCAGCAUCUGUGGAAGUCUCAAUACGCUGCAAGACAGUCUUGAAUUCAUCAAUCAGGACAACAGUACAUUAAAGGCUGAUAAUAACACAGUUAUUAAUGGACUACUUGGAAAUAUAGGUCUUUCACAGUUCUGCAGCCCCAGGCGGGCAUUCUCUGAACAGGGUCCGCUCCGCCUGAUCAGGAGCGCCUCUUUCUUUGCAGUUCACAGCAACCCAAUGGACAUGCCUGGAAGAGAGCUGAAUGAGGACAGAGACAGUGGCAUAGCACGCUCUGCAUCUCUCAGCAGCUUGCUUAUUACACCAUUUCCCUCUCCAAACUCCUCACUUACCCGAAGUUGUGCCAGCAGCUACCAGCGACGCUGGCGACGUAGCCAAACAACAAGUUUGGAGAAUGGGGUGUUUCCUAGAUGGUCUAUAGAAGAAAGCUUUAAUCUGUCAGAGGAGAGCUGUGGCCCUAACCCAGGGAUUGUGAGGAAAAAGAAGAUUGCAAUUGGGGUAAUCUUUUCAUUAUCCAAAGAUGAAGAUGAAAGUAACAAAUUUAAUGAAUUCUUUUUUUCACAUUUUCCUCUGUUUGAAAGCCACAUGAACAAAUUAAAGAGUGCAAUAGAACAGGCUAUGAAAAUGAGCCGGAGAUCAGCUGAUGCCAGUCAGAGGAGUUUGGCAUAUAAUCGAAUAGUUGAUGCCCUAAAUGAAUUCAGAACAACAAUUUGUAAUCUUUACACAAUGCCACGAAUUGGAGAGCCUGUCUGGCUUACAAUGAUGUCGGGGACUCCAGAAAAGAACCAGCUUUGCCAUCGUUUCAUGAAGGAGUUCACUUUUCUAAUGGAAAAUGCUUCCAAAAAUCAAUUCUUGCCAGCACUCAUUACUGCAGUUCUGACCAAUCAUCUUGCCUGGGUUCCAACAGUCAUGCCAAAUGGACAACCACCUAUAAAAAUAUUUUUAGAAAAACAUUCCUCUCAAAGUGUGGACAUGUUGGCAAAGACUCAUCCGUAUAACCCACUUUGGGCACAACUGGGAGACUUGUAUGGCGCUAUUGGCUCUCCUGUACGGUUAGCAAGGACUGUGGUAGUUGGUAAACGACAAGACAUGGUCCAGAGGCUGCUUUAUUUUCUUACUUACUUCAUAAGAUGCUCUGAACUUCAAGAAACCCAUCUUUUAGAAAAUGGAGACGAUGAAGCCAUUGUUAUGCCAGGCACAGUAAUUACUACCACUUUAGAGAAAGGUGAAAUCGAAGAAUCUGAGUAUGUGCUUAUCACAAUGCAUAGAAACAAAAACAGUUUGCUCUUUAAAGAGUCAGAAGAAACAAGGACUCCUAAUUGUAACUGUAAAUAUUGCAGUCGUCCACUCCUUGGGCAAAAUAUAGAGAAUGUUUUGCGACAAGAGAGAGAAGAUAUUCAAAACAGCUCUAAGGAGCUGCUAGGAAAUUCAAACGAGUGCCGAAUGAUUUCUCCUUCUUCUGACUGCCAAGAAGAAAAUGCUGUUGAUGUUAAACAGUGCAGAGAUAAAUUAAGAACUUGCCUUGACACCAAGUUAGAAACAGUUGUUUGCACAGGAUCUGCUCCAGUGGACAGAUGUGCAUUGUCAAAGUCAAGCUCAGAGCCUGCAGAGGAAUCAUGGCAGAGUGAGGAAUUGCUAGAUUCAGGUAAUCACACAGGUAAAGUGUUCAGAUCCACAGGAAUGGUUGUGGAAAAAAAACCUCCAGAUAAACUUGUGACAGCUGCAUUUUCUUGUGAGGCAACCCAGACAAAGGUUACUUUCUUGAUUGGGGAUUCUAUGUCACCCGACUCAGAUACUGAACUCCGGAGUCAGGCAGUAGUGGAUCAGAUUACCAGGCAUCACACCAAAUCACCGAAGGAGGAAAGAGGGGCUGUUGAUCAGCAUCAAGAAACUGCACAAACAACUAAAUCUGGAGAGCCUGAUAUACCGAACGUGGUAUCUGGAGAGCCCUGUGAACUUCCCUGCUGGAAUCAUUCAGACCCCGAAAGCAUGAGCUUAUUUGAUGAAUAUUUUAAUGAUGAUUCAAUUGAAACCAGGACUAUCGAUGAUAUUCCAGUUAAAACAAGUACAGACAGUAAAGAACACUGCUGUAUGUUAGAGUUUUCAAAAAGAUUUUAUACAAAAAAUAACAAACAGAACAAUGAAUUUUGCAAAUGUGUAGGAACAGUUCACCAAGAUUCAUGUAAAACCUACUUUCCUCAGCAAGACCAAAGAGAUACACUCUCCAUUCUUGUCCCCCAUGGGGAUAAAGAGAGUUCAGAGAAAAAAGUUGCUGUGGGAGCUGAAUGGGACAUUCCAAGAAAUGAAAGUUCAGAUAGUGCCCUUGGGGAUAGUGAAAGUGAAGAUACAGGUCAUGAUGUGACUAGACAAGUAAGCAGUUAUUAUGGAGGAGAGCAAGAAGAUUGGGCAGAAGAAGAUGAGAUACCUUUUCCUGGGUCAAAAUUAAUUGAAGUGAGUGCUGUUCAGCCCAAUAUUGCCAACUUUGGGAGGUCCUUGCUGGGUGGCUACUGCUCUUCUUAUGUGCCUGACUUUGUUCUUCAAGGAAUUGGGAAUGAUGAGAGGCUCCGUCAGUGUUUAGUGUCAGAUUUGUCUCAUGCUGUACAGCAUCCAGUAUUGGAUGAACCAAUAGCAGAAGCUGUCUGUAUUAUAGCAGAUAUGGAUAAAUGGACUGUUCAAGUGGCCAGUAGCCAGAGACGAAUGACAGAUAAUAAAUUGGGAAAGGAAGUGUUGGUUUCCAGUCUUGUUUCCAAUCUGCUUCAUUCCACUCUUCAGCUUUAUAAGCAUAACUUGUCUCCAAAUUUUUGUGUAAUGCAUCUUGAAGACCGGUUACAGGAGCUAUACUUCAAGAGCAAAAUGCUGUCUGAGUACCUGAGGGGGCAGAUGCGUGUUCACGUCAAGGAGCUGGGAGUGGUUUUAGGGAUUGAAUCCAGUGAUCUUCCUCUUCUGGCUGCUGUAGCAAGCACUCACUCUCCAUAUGUUGCUCAGAUACUACUUUAACAGAAAGACUGUUGGAAAUUAACUUUGGUGGAAAGUUACGUAGAAACCAAGGAAGCAGUCACAACAUGCAUUUAUGGCAAUUUUUUUUCUCUGUCAGACCUUCAUCUGAAUGAGUCAGUCACCUGGGUGGGUAUUCUGCAUUGCAGUGCAUAUUGUGUCAUCACUGGAUGGCUUUUUCAUUUUGAUUGGACUUCUGGAUGGUGGCAUGUUUUUAACCAAGUGAAACUAAAAACAGCAUUUGGGGGGAAAGCAUUUGAAGAAGCCAAAGUGUAACUUCGACAUUUCUACAAAAUGAAUAACAUUGAGGAAUUUCAUUAUGAUCACUACAGUCUUGCCACAACCCAUAAGUAGGAGGAAUGGAUAUCUCAUGAUUAAAUGGCUCAGAAAGAGUCAUUUCAUUAGUUUUAAUUCUUUAUUUCUAAGGUACAGAGAUCUAUGAAACUUUAUUUGUGUUUUUUUGUUUUUCAAUUCAAAAUAGCUAAUUUCUGGGUAUUUCUCAAAGUAUUUUAAACAGCUUGUUAAUUAGAAUAAACUCAGAAUAAAGCGUAUAAAUGUGUGUUAUGUUAAUCCACCCAAGUGUACAUAUGUAUCUAUUUUUUAAAAAAGCAGAGGUAGAAAUACAAGAUUGGUAAACAUGCCUUUUUAAAAAAUAUAUUUUCAACUAGGAUUAAUUGUAUAUAAUGUUGAAAUAUUACUUUCUGGUGAUUUUUCUGUUUCACACACCCUAAAAUAUAAGUAAAGCCAAUCCUUUUUUAAGGCUAAGGAAUAUAGAUUCCCAAAAUAAGAAUACUACUUUAUACCAUUUGUUUUGUUUAUAAGUAUAAGCUAAUUCUUAUAAUGUUAAUAUUUACGUAUUUGCAUUUAAUUUAAUAAAUUAAAAUUAGGAUUAAAAAUUGCACCAAAGCAUUGGCAGAAAUAAUACUAUUUUCUUUAAAAGUGCUCAGGUAGCCGAGGCCCUUGGUAUCAGCCCUUCUUUUUUUUUUUGCGGUACGCGGGCCUCUCACUGUCGUGGCCUCUCCCGUUGCGAAGCACAGGCUCAGCAGCCAUGGCUCACGGGCCUAGCCGCUCCGUGGCAUGUGGGAUCUUCUCGGACCGGGGCACGAACCCGUGUCCCCUGCAUUGGCAGGCGGACUCUCAACCACUGCGCCACCAGAGAAGCUCCCGGUAUCAGCCCUUCUUGAACCCAUAGGAACUGAAUAUUUGUUUCACUGCUUCAUAAUAUUCAAUUUACACUAAAAGAACUCAUUAACUCUUAAGAUAAUUUUUUUUCUCUAAUAGCUCCUCUCUUCCAAAAGCUAAUUUUUUCAAAGAUUUCAACUUUUCAGUUGUUAUUGUUUUUGUAUAUAUUGUAGAGUGUUGCUUGUGAGAAAGGCUAAUAUGGAACCAAACUCUUGUAAGUAAUGUAAAUAGAAAGAUGGGUAGAUAAAGUUUUCAUUAUGCUCUACUACCUCAGUUUACUUGAAAUACUACAUUAUAGUUUCUCUUUUACUUAUCUUGUCUAAGAUGCUUUUAAUUCUAGAAGUGAAGCUGGUUUCUGCUUUCAUGAACUGUUUUCAUCAUAAUUAGUUGAUUAGCUUAAAACAGAAAACCACUUGCUCAUUCUGUUUCUAGGUACAUUUUGUCUAUAAUGCAUCUGUUCUUGCUAUUUAAGUUUUCAAUAAUUAAGGAAGAUUUCUGUGGUUUAUUUAGUCUUUGAUCUUGAAUUUAUAGCAUUGGGUCACAUUUUGUCUUACUCUAAUCUCCAGCUAGACUAAGAAGAAAUGGUUAUUUUAAUGGAAUGUAAACCUGAAAUUGGUGUGCUUGCAAUCGCUUUGGCCCCUGUGUCCUAUCAGCUGGUCCCAGUUAGUACCAGAGUCUUCCAUGGAUGACUUGCUGUCAAAGAGUGUUUAUGGAUAUAUUUUCGUUAGCUUAAUUUUUUUAGUCUAUUCAUUAAUGAAGUUCUUCUCUCAUCUGUUGUUUGGAAUUUUAUGAAUCAGUCUCUUUAGCAGAAUUCAGAAUAUAGAAAAGGUCAUAUGUGGCCACUGUACAUUUUUUUUUUAAAUUGUAGUUCAGGAUAUGUAGCAGGUAGACAGUGUCUUUUUUAUGUGUGUCAUUGUUUAAAUUAAUCAUUGAACUAUUCACAGUCCUAUCUAUUUGAAAUCUCUAAUAAAUUACCAUUUAGGAAAUCUAGUCUUCAAUAAAUGGAUGGCUCAUGCUACUGUAAUUCUUAAAACUAAGCUUUGCUUGAAAGGAAAAGGCCUAUAGUUUCUUAUAGAAUCAUCAAUCCUUAUAGGAUUCCUGAGUUUUAUAAUUUGCAAUCCUUCUGUAAUUUCUUCUCCUUCGUCAUAGUCAUUCUUGCAUUACACAAAGCCCAAGGAAUGAGCUGCUACUUCUUUAAAGUGUGAUCAUUAUGAUGAAUGUGAAAAGAAUUUUUGGCCUGUUUAGAAUAAUUUUUUUCAACUUCUUAUGGUACAGAUAGAUAUAUGUUACACAUUUAAAAAACCUGUUUGUUGCAACAGGAGGUGAAAAAGGGAUCUUUUACAUUAUAGAUUUAAAACUAAUUUUUCCUGUAUAUAAACUAAUUGGUUUGAUUUUAAAUAUUCCUGGCUUUUAUUAAUAUGUCUUAAUUUUGAGUUUGAAAAUGUUAAGUGCAAUAAACAUACUAGCACAGAUUUCAUUUUGUUGCAAUUGGCAUACACUGGGGAUGAUCACUUUAAAAAAAAAACAGAUUUUACAUAAUGCCUACUUCUGGUAGAUGUCUUAUGAGAUUGUUAUGCUUUAAGUUAUUUAGAUGGUGGGAGAUGUAAAAUGUAAAUACUUGUUCCUUGUUCUGUAUACAUUUCUCAAAUGUACGCCUGUAUUUUAGUAACCUCCCAGUUCUAGGGGAUAUUUGUGCAAUAAAUACACAUGUCAA